CUCUGUACCAGAUUGGGAACUCAGAAGGUCGUUCUUCUGCCGGGUGAGUUCGCUAGUGAUUGCGUCCUGUGUAUUGUAUGUAUAUCACGUGGUCGGUUAGAAUUGCUAUUUUUCUAAGCUCUGGCCAUGUACCAGUUGUAGCAAGUUUAAAAUUUGUCGCCAGGUUUCUCAAUUUGAGAGAAAAGUAGGCAGUUUGGUGUUAAUUUUGAGGGAGGUUCCCGUUUCACAUAAUGUUAGUUUCGAGGCAUUUUCCCUCAAUACGGAAGUUUCGGGUAAAAUUCUCACCUUUUACCACGUGCUAGAUGCGCGGUCGCUUAUAUCCGCUCUGGGUUUUUCUGAGGAAUUUUGAAACCUGUCCAAAGCUUUCAUUUCCCCUUUUUUUUGUUUGCUUAGUUGAGGGGACAUCUGUUCGCUAUUUCAACAUAACACACUAAUUCUCUCAACUUCCGAUAGACGUAACCAGUCGUAUGGAAUUGUUUUUGAAGUCAUAUUAGGAUUUUCUGCUAAGGGCGUCCAAAAAUCGAAAAUUCCCACUAAUUUAGAUAAAUCUUCCAAUUUUGGUGAAAAUUCGACCCAUGUUGGGGAACUGGCACCAAAACCUCAAAAUUUCCCCUAAACCUUGGUAAAGGUCAUUUGACUUUGGGGGUUUACCCAAACUUGGGAGAUUAGGAGUUCUGCAAAAUUUACGCUAACUCUGGGGAAAUCUCCAUUUGCACAAAGUGUACGUAGACACUGAGAAGAUUCAGCAAAUUAGUGCAUAAGCUUCCCGAAACUUCUAGCAACUUCAUGCAAAGCCUCGAAAUAUCAGUCGAAACAAAACAUCGAAAUUUUAUCCUCCAAAAUUCAAAUCGGAAUAUUGACUUGUACAUUUUCGGUCUUCCAAAUUCAGUCUAGUAGUUUCCCCCCAAGCUGCCUGCAUAACUAUCUACAUCAUAGCACCGUGCACAGUUGACUACAUAGAUCCAACCAAGUAAACUUUCUGCUUAGAUAAUAUUUUAUUUUCACAUAAGGACCGAUAACUGAAGUUCAUUCACCUUGUAGACGUAGUCCUUGUCAAUCAACACUCACAAACAUAACGUCAUAUUUUUGUCCGACCAUAGUUAAAAGGCUGACAUAAUAUUCAGGGCAAUAUAUGUCUAAAAGAAAACAAAUAUACAUUUUACAUAAGUCGUUUCAUUUCUCCAUAUUGUGGUUUAAAGAAGUGAGGUGAUUCCCUAAAGCUGAUUCAAACUUAGGUUUACAGUAUUCUGCAAAGAUAGAUGUUAGUGAUGUCAUUGGUUUACCAAUAAAUUUAUUUAUUUAAACAUAAGAACGUUGGUACAGGGAGGCAUCGCAUAUAUAUGCAUCUUACCUUGUCAUUCGAUUUGUGUUUGGGUUGUGAUACUGCCCGGGUGCCCGGACCGAAGCAGGUGGUUCUCUUAGGGAGACACUCCGAGCCUUUGACCUAGAGGUCUAAUCCACAAGGCAGUGGAACAACGCUAGGUGUUCAUAUUUUCCACAGUGGUUGAUGAUCGUCGCUUUUUAGGAAAAGAAAUAUAAGAUAGUAUCUGACUAGCGAUGUUUGUCACAGACAUGAUUUCUGUUAAAUGGCAGAUGGCACAGGAACUAGAUUAAAUCAACAAGCUGAGGGUCGAUUUAUUUGAAUAUGUAUUGUCACUGAUAUACAAUAUUCAGAAAGAAUAUAUUACAACUUAUCCAAAGAAAAUGUACACAAAUAAGAUGAUUGGUGGUACACGAUAAGAAAUGUUAAUCAAACCAGUUCAAUCACUGAUAUGGAUACUAGUAUACAUAAUUAGAACACGAAAUUGAGCAAGGUAUUAGAUGUAUUACUUUGAUGGCAAGCCUUUAAAGAAUUCACCAGUUAAAGAGAUUGGUGAAAAUAUUAAAAAAAGAUUGUACCAAUUAGUGAGUAUUAUGAAACAGCCACGGAAUUGGUUGGCAAAAUACGUGUCGCAAAAUUGUAUAUAGACCUAUGAAAACGAUGCAAACUGAAAGAUUGUAAAUAGAUAUGUAUGGUAGCAAUAGCACACUGACGUCUGUUAGUGCUUAAGAAGCCAGCUAAAACGUGGUAGUACACAUUAAUUUUUAAAUUUUGAAUAAACCUACAAGCUACAAAUAUUGACAUAUGAAUAUAUAUCCAAUAAACCAUUCUUACUGAUUCUUACAUUAUCUUUCAAUAUUCAUCCAUCAAUAUCUCUUACAUCGUACAAGGAACCCUGACUUUCAGAAUCUAUGACUUGUCUGAAAUCUUUCCCACAUAAGGAAGCUCUGAAAUAUGGAGUACUAAACUAGCCAAAAAUGGUCUAGUACAGCCGAGGGUGUGUAGAGUCCGCUUUCCGUAUUUCGGACACUGUUUACUGUGGGACGGCAUUUCCUAACGUUUCUGUGACGGCUUGUAAAUUCAUUCUCUAGGUUAGAAGCUCGGGGAGUGGCCUACUAAUAAAACUACUUUUUUUCGGUUCGGGCAGCCUAGCAUUAUCCCAUCCCAUAUACAAAUUGAAUGAUAACUACUUGGUAUGGCGCAUAUAUAUUUUGGUGCCCCUUUAAACCAGUUUUAAAUAAAUAAAUAGAAUAAAUACUAUAGAUCGUCCCGGAUUACUGAUAACCAACUUGCUUUUCGUUUCAUAAUGACCAUGAGUAGUUGCAAGUUUGUUCGAUAUUGCUCAAUCACGGAAUUUUUGAUCUAAUGUAGCCUCUAUCUUACUUAGUUCUUCAGGUGUCUGAAGUGAAAAUUUCGAAGAUCAAAAGUCCAUGCAACAUUUACUUUUUCGUCUAAUUUUGGUUGAUUAUCUCAUCAGACAGAUCACUCCCUAACGUUUUGUCAACAUUCCAAUUGAAAGCCUGGGAUCCACAAGCAUAAAAAUAAGUACCAAUUCAGCCUACUCGGCUACGGUACCCCACGACAUAUAUUACUGUUGGUCUUAUAUAUACAUAACACUACGGAUUUUAAAUGCCUGACACUACCAAACGUGGUUUAUUUGUGGUUUUCGAAGGUGUUGAAAAAUGUGGCAAAAAGACACAAUCAGAACUAUUACAAGAAGCUUUAACUCAAAUUACCGGCAAACAAGCUUUGUUGAUUCAUUUUCCUGACAAAAGUACACCAAUAGGGAAACUACUGGCUGAAUACUCUGAUGAAAAACUCCAACUAGAACCACAUGCAGCUCAUCUUCUUUAUAUAGCUAACAGAUGGGAACGUCAAGAUGAAAUUUCGAAUGCAUUAAAAGCUGGUAUUAGCGUUGUUGUAGAUCGUUACAGUUAUUCUGGUAUUGCUAACACAGCCGCUAAAUUUCAUCCACUCUCUGAAUUUGAUUGGAAAUGGUGCCGUUCUAUGGAGUAUGGGUUACUGCAACCUGAUUUUAUAUUUUGCCUUGCUCCAGAAAAUUUUGCUGAAAUUUCAGUUCGUGACGCAUUUAGUGACAAAAAGUUUGAAACAAUGGAUUUUCAAAAACGAAUUCUUAUUUAUUACGGUCGUUUAUCACGUGAAAUGGAGUCUGAGUUAAGUGAGAAUGAUGACACAAAUGAGCGUGAACCGAGACUCUGGCAUUGGAUACCAGCAACAGGUCAAACUGUGGAUGAAACGCAUUCGUGUAUAAUGUCGAUUAUUGAUUCUAAAUUAUAAGCCAGUUUUUUAAUAAAAUUAUCUAUUCAUUAUAUUUACUUUUGACUAUUAUUUAUUUUGUUGUUAAUGAUGACUAUUAAGAAUAGUCAAUCGAAUUGAAGUAGUAUCAGUAGUUCAUAUUGAAAUGAGGCACAAUGUGCUAAGCAAAGAUGAUUCAUCGGUUGUUAAGUUUGUGAAUAUCCAUCACCUGGAGUGGUUGGGAUGUGUCACGUUUGUCGAAUCAUCAUCUACUUCGAUAUGCAGUGGUAGUUGAAGUGUGAGUGAAUCAAAAAGCUAGUUGUCAAGUUUUCUGGGGAUGCUAGAUCCCCAGAAAUCGCUUGAUUAACGUCUUGUUUUUGUAAUUUUGGAAAUUUGAAUUUCUCGUUUCUCUCCAAAAGCGCUCAUUUCUACCUUCAGAUUGUAUUUCCCACUUGAAAAGACGCUAAAUGUAGUUGAUUCGUCCCCUCUUUUAAUAUGCUAUUUUGUGACGUUUCCUAAGGACAUUUUUAUGCUGUAUAUAUACGUUUGAGUUGUGUGCUUGUUCUUGCUUGAGAUUCUCGGUGCUUGUGGAAUAUACCUUUUCAUCAUCUGAACCGGGUCUUCUUCUGGUUAUCAGGGCUCGGAUGCACCCAAGUCAUGGUGAUAUCAAGCUAUUUAGUUAUAUGGUCUGCGUGAUGACCUUGGUCAAUCGUUAGAGACGUGCAACACGACUCAUAAUUGGUCAGAGGGACUCAAAUGCACUCAAUGUUCAUUUAGAUUUUGGCUUCCAGUAUCCCCUUGCACAUAAAUUUCUGUUCAAUCUUAUUGAACCAUAUCCUUUAUUUCCGGUCUUUCUAAUUGCUAUCACAUUGUUUUGAUCCCUUUACUACUCAUUUUAUUCAUUUCAUCUCGUCGUUUUGACGCGGUGGGUAAAUUGAGCUAAUGCACGUGCCAUCCCGUAUGUUGAUCUUGACUAACAAAAUUAUUCUUACGAUUUCAUACAAGUUAUCCCAUUUAUAAAUUAGGAUAUAUUCUUCUGACACGAUUGAAAAGUAUUCUGAAGAAAACUAUUUUGUAGAUUAUUGAAGUCUAAGUAUAGACCGCCUCAUGUGUCCUUACGAUAAGUAUAUCUUCCCAAUCGACCAUUUGUAUUACUCUUUAGAAGAUAACACUGGUUAAUUAACCAUACUUGAACUUUGAUUACGUGGUAAUGAUUAUUCUCAACAAUUCAUAACUAAGUAUGAGAAGACUAAAGCGAAGGAAAUGCAGUAUGCUACGGUUGAGAAACAUGGCUUCAAGGAUGAUGAAAUAACUAGAAAGAUUGGUUCUAGAUUAAAAGACGUAAUAAAAGGAUAUAUACAAUUACCAACCCGAUCUCCAUAUAUCAAACGAAUUAAGACGGUUGUUUGUGAACAAUUCUCCCUAUACUACCUCCAAAUGUAUCUACCAGUUUAUAUCUACGCCCAAAAGUACAUACAUUAGAAGAACAGAAAAGGAGGAUUAGUAUCCGCAUCUCUAAGCACAUUUCACAAAAGUUUAAACUAGGGGAACACUUUUUUAGCAUUGUGACUGAACAUCAUCUGUUUGUCAAUGACCAUGAUGUUUAUGUCUCAGAGUCAUCUAAGAUACUUAGUAGAAAAAAGGGCGUUGAAUUUACUGUGGCUUGAUGUAGCGAUUUCCGUCAAAAGAUUUAAGCCAAACAUAUUCAUCCAGUCACCAACCUUGUUUUGUCGUGGUACCUUUAAUCAUAAAUGUUUGUUACUCGUUUCGCAUGACACUGAUCAUUAAUCCCCAUCUUUAUCUGAUCUGUGAUCAGUCAAUUUUGUUUCAAGGGUUACAUAAAUAUCGCAUUAAUAUCUCAUCUUUAAAUAAUUCUGUUACUAUGCUCUUAGUUUUCAUUCUGGGAUAUUCUUAUCAUCAACCUAUGAAUACUCAUGUUAUCUAGCGAAUAAAUAUAUCUUGCAUUUUCCACUAAUCUCUGAUAAGAACUUAUAUUGUAUGAUGAAGUAUGUAAUCUUAUUCUCAAUGAUGUGAACACCAUUAUGUUUAAGUUGUAAACAGCUGAUGAGAAAUCGCGCAAUAUGACGACUCCAUAUUAUCUUGUCACUUCAAUUGUUUUUGUUUUAGUCUAAUUCUUGUGAUAUAGAUUCAAAUGUAUUUAAUGAUACUUAUGCUUUUGAAAAUUUUCUGGGUUACAAAUUGAUAAAUAUACAGUAAAUUCUUACAAUGUGCGACAAAAUCGAUAGAUGUUAACGGUGUGUUGUAUUUGUAAAUUUCUAAAUUGGUGUAAUGACAGGUGUUGCUACUCAUUUUCAAUUGUUUUUGCCUUAAAUUUCAUUAGUACUGAUACUAGUAAUAUAUAUUCUAUAGACCAGUAAAUAUAAUCGUCAGAACUUAUCGUCGACCCAAAUCACUUGGGAUUAGAAAAGGUCGACCCUAAAAAUACACACCGCCUUAUCCCACGGAUAUCCGUCUCCAGCGGUAACGUCUCAAGUACGGGGCUAACACAAAAAUUGCCCAUAAAAAGGUCGUGUGUGACCGACCUCAAGCAGUUGUCCCUUGGGCACUGCGGUCACGCUCCCAGGUUACUAAGACCACUUCUAAUCCUAUUUCGUUUUCAGGUACCUCCAAAGAACCCAUCCACGGUGUGGGCAACCGGGAAGUGAAAACCGCCCUCAUACCUCUAACAGCACUUAAGACCACUGUAUUCAUAAUCAACCUCCCUCUUCAAUUCCUAUUAUUCCCCCUACAUCGACUUCAAACUCUAAACUUCUUUUUUCGGCUCCCUCCUCAAGUGUCACCAUAGCCAACGAUUCUAGUGCUCAAAAUACUGUCCCAGGUCUACUGAAAUCUCGCUCCAAACUACACAUCAGAGAAUUCAGCAUACGCACCCGGUGUCGAAUCGGCCAACAGGCCUCGUUGGCUAAAACCAUAUAAUUUCGUCCCAUUGAUGUAUGCUGUGUCUCCGAAACACGCAUACAGGAUCCUUGUGUAGUCAUUAAUUUGACCUCACCUAGUCAAAAUGGAGAACCGACGAGAUACACCCUCCGUGUAUCUGGCGACGCGAUGGAUAGUUCUCGUGGACUGGCAGGUGUAGGCAUAGCGCUAAGUACAAGAGCGUAACAAGCAUUAUUAGAGUGACCGCCGUUAACAGUCAUUUAUGUGCUGUUCGGCUAAACGGCUCCGUAAAAACUUGGAAGGAUAGGAACACACGUCAUCGCCUUUUUUCGUCAUUUCUGCAUACUCUUCCACUGACUGCAGCCCGGAUGAAGUGAAAGAUGACUUUUACAAAAGCUUUUUGAGCUUCUUCAUAGAGCUAAACGUUCAGACAUAGUGCUCGCAGCGGGUGACUUUAAUGCCCGCGUAGGUAGCUUAAACCAAAAAGAAAGACAUUUAGGUGAGUAUUUUAGUAUCUCAGCCAAGCGAACCCCUAAUGGUGGUCGUCUGCUGCAGCUGUGCUCCGACAAGCGUUUAUUUUUAGCAAACACUAAUUUUAAGCACCAAACCAACGAUGGACUCGAAUAGGUCAUAUUGCCAUCAAUCGUUGUUGGAGAGGGUCGAUAGAUUGUCGCUUGUCCUGAAAUACCCGCUUGGACUCCAACCAUGCUCUAAUAAGGACACGCAUCUGCUUGCGCCUCACUGGACUUAGGAAAGCCACAUUACGAAGUCCUAUUAGAAUUGAAUUGAGUGACGAGAAAGCCGAAAGUAGGAUCUAGAAACAACUGAGGUCACAGUUAAGCAGUUCUGAAAACGAGGAUGACCCAGAUAUUGCUUGGAAAGACAUAAAAACAGCAGCGACAUCUAUUAGUGACUUAAACCAAAGGGUCACAUAAAGCCAUUGAAUUUCUGUUGAGUCUAUUGCACUGGUAGAUUCUCGUAAACUCAUCCCAUCAGGCUAUGAACACGAUGAAGAGCGACAAUAAAUCAGAUCUAGGUUAACCAAAAGUCUAAGAAACGACCGUGAGCAGUGGUGGGCAACGAAAGCAAAAGAGAUGGAAAAGUCGGCGACUAUAGGGAACACAAGACAGCUUUACAGACUAAUAAAAGAAACUGGAAUUAAUAAGUCAAGUGUAAGUCAGGCUAUUUCGGAAAAAGACGACACUUUGAUCUGCUCCCAGUCCGGACGUUUAGAACGAUGGGGGGAACAUUUCAGAGAACAAUUCAGCUGGCCUUCAGCCACUCUACAACUACCCUCCAUUCCAAGACAGUGUGAAUGGAAGAUUGAGGUAGAUCCCCCAACUCUAGCAGAAGUUCAAAAGGCUAUAGUUAAUCUGAAAUGAGGAAGGGCAGCUGGUCCAGAUGGAUUGGCUCCAGAAGUCUUUAAGGAUGGUGGUCUAAUUUUAGCGAUUAGGUUGACUAAUAUUUUAGCUAAGAUCUGGGAAUUAGACGUUAUCCCAUCUGAAUGGUCGCAAUCACUUAUCGUCCCAAUAUAUAAGAGAGGGUUAAAAUCAUCCUGUG
Schistosoma haematobium is the source of this 8035-nucleotide messenger RNA. RefSeq lists its product as uncharacterized. The coding region runs from base 2951 to 3619 and encodes 222 amino acids. Gene Ontology annotation, cellular component: cytoplasm. The transcript has 3 exons. The record is from RefSeq and is a predicted model, not a curated record. Gene Ontology annotation, molecular function: ATP binding; dTMP kinase activity. Lineage: Eukaryota; Metazoa; Platyhelminthes; Trematoda; Strigeidida; Schistosomatidae. Gene Ontology annotation, biological process: dUDP biosynthetic process; dTTP biosynthetic process; dTDP biosynthetic process.